Molecule: messenger RNA, 1320 nt
Organism: Larimichthys crocea (large yellow croaker)
Lineage: Eukaryota; Metazoa; Chordata; Actinopteri; Sciaenidae
Gene: cdkn2d
Product: cyclin-dependent kinase inhibitor 2D (p19, inhibits CDK4)
Exons: 3
Coding region: 232-726 (164 amino acids)
Cellular component (GO): nucleus
Molecular function (GO): protein binding
Source: RefSeq, a predicted model, not a curated record
CACCCUCCGGGCGGGCUGUGAUUGGUCGGCGUGUGUCUCUCUCCAAUGUUUGUAAAUUGUAGUUCUCGGGACAGACUCAGCGCGCAAAGUGUCUCGUAAUGUCGGUAAAGCUGCGCCGUUUGCACCGCUUUUGAAAUUUACCGCUCUUCUUCUAACGGCGGGGCUGGAAACUCACCGCGACGUUUUUGGAUUUAACGGAACCGAACCAGGCACGGACACGCACGGUGUACGAUGGUCCUCAGUCAGAUGGAUGCCGGUAAAGCGUUGACGGCGGCGGCAGCCAAGGGGAACACCGGAGAGGUGCAGCGGAUCCUGGAGGAGUGCAGAGUGCACCCGGACACCCGCAACGAGUUCGGGAGAACCGCCCUGCAGGUGAUGAUGAUGGGGAACUCAAAGGUCGCCAGCUUGCUGUUGGAGAAAGGAGCCGACCCGAACCUGCAGGACAAACACGGCAUCGCUCCGGUCCACGACGCGGCCCGGACGGGGUUCCUGGACACUCUUCAGGUCCUGGUGGAGUACGGCGCGUCGGUGAACAUCCCGGACAAGAGCGGCGCCCUGCCCAUCCACAUCGCCAUCCGUGAGGGCCACCGGGACGUGGUGGAGUUCUUGGCGCCGCGGUCCGACCUGAAGCACGCCAACAUCAGCGGGCAGACGGCGAUAGACGUGGCCCGAGCUUCGUGCGUGCCCGACAUGAUGGAGCUGCUUUUCGCUCACAUCCACAGUUAGUCAGGCGCUCGUGACCUUUAACCCUUAAACUCUUUUUUUAUUUUCGGCUUCAAACCUGGUGACUUGAAUUCAUUGCUGUGUAAAGGAUUGUUUUUGUUAAUAGUGGCUCAGCAUUAAUAUGCGUCACAGGACAUAUUGUCUUGGCAGCUUAUUUUCAGUGGGUGGGUGUCUGCAUACAGCAGGCGCCCCUUUUGCACAGUGCAGUUGAGGCACCUUAUAUCUCUGUUUCCCUGGAUUGGGAGUGCACAUUUGUGGAUAGUUUCCCAGUGUUUUGUAAUGAUUGCAUUAUUUCCAUUGUGUAUGAAUUGUAGCAGUUGUAUAUGUGUUUUUAAACAUUUUUACAAGACUUGACAUGGUGCACCCUGAUUGCUUUUCAUAGUUUUGUUUCUCUUAAUUAGACGUACUUAGACUUUGAAUUGACUCUUAUUUAUUGUUGGAAUAACUCAGAAUAUUCCUGUGACUUUUGUAAAUAGCGACAUUUAUUGUGAUUUGUUUGAAAUGUUAUUUAUAUAAAAAACUUUUAAAACAAAAAGUGAGAUUAUUCACUUUAAUAUUUGAAGAAGAAAAGCACAAAAUAAAGUGUUUGAACUUGAA